Octodon degus (degu) is the source of this 2562-nucleotide messenger RNA. It is a transcript of the gene Hook2, whose product is annotated as hook microtubule tethering protein 2. Gene Ontology annotation, molecular function: microtubule binding; dynein light intermediate chain binding. NCBI's taxonomy places the organism in Eukaryota, Metazoa, Chordata, Mammalia, Rodentia, Octodontidae. The record is from RefSeq and is a predicted model, not a curated record. The transcript is spliced from 22 exons. Gene Ontology annotation, cellular component: cytoplasm; centrosome. Gene Ontology annotation, biological process: cytoskeleton-dependent intracellular transport; cytoplasmic microtubule organization. Bases 134 to 2287 code for a protein of 717 amino acids.
CCUGGGCGCAGGAGGCGGGGCAGGAGGGGUGGCGCUCUAGGCGGAGCGGGAGGUCGGGGCGGCUGGCGCUCGCUGGUAGCCGACCCGGAGGCGUCCAGGGCUCUUUUGCUGGGAUCGAAUCCAAUCGGGAGCCAUGAACGUGGACAAGGCCGAGCUAUGCGAGUCUCUGCUCACCUGGUUGCGGACCUUCCAAGUUCCAGUCCGCUGUGCCAGUCCCCAAGACCUGAGCAGCGGCCUUGCCAUAGCCCAAGUGCUGAACCAGAUAGACCCCUCCUGGUUUAACGAAGCAUGGCUCCAGGGCAUCUCAGAGGAUCCAGGUCCCAACUGGAAGCUGAAGGUCAGCAAUCUGGAAAAGAUCUUGCAGAGCCUGCUGGUAUACUCUCAGGAUGUCCUGGGGCAUCCUGUGUCAGAAAAGCACCUCCCGGAUGUAAGCCUGCUUGGCCAGUUCUCAGACCCCUCGGAGCUGGGCAAGCUGCUACAGCUGGUGCUAGGCUGUGCGAUUAGUUGUGAGAAUAAACAAGAGCACAUCGAGAGAAUCAUGACACUGGAGGAGUCAGUUCAACAUGUAGUGAUGGAAGCCAUCCAGGAGCUCAUCACCAAAGAUACACCUGACUCCCUGUCAGCAGAGACCUAUGGCAACUUUGACACACAGUCCCGCAGGUACUACUUCUUGAGCGAGGAGGCCGAGGAGCGGGACGAGCUCCAGCAGCACUGUCUGGACCUAGAGCGGCAGCUGGUGCUCCUGUCCGAAGAGAAGCAAAGCCUGGCACAGGAGAAUGCAGCGCUUCGGGAACGAGCCGGCCAGCCUGAGGCCGAGGGUGCCCCCGCCCUCACAGCCAAGAAGCUGCUGUUGCUCCAGUCCCAGCUGGAACAGCUGCAGGAGGAAAACUUCAGACUGGAGAGCAGCCGGGAGGAUGAACGGCUGCGCUGCGCCGAGCUGGAGCGUGAGGUCACAGAGCUGCAGCAGCGGAACCAGGCACUGACCAGCCUGGCCCAGGAGGCACAGGCACUGAAGGAUGAGAUGGAUGAGCUUCGGCAGUCCUCAGAUCGCGCAGCGCAGCUGGAAGCGACCCUGAAUAGCUGUCGGCGGCGCCUGGGGGAGCUGCGGGAGUUGCGGCGACAGGUGCGGCAGCUGGAGGAGCGCAAUGCUGGGCACGCAGAGCGCACGCAGCAGCUGGAGGAUGAGCUGCGCAGGGCUGGUUCGCUGCGUGCCCAGCUGGAGGCGCAGCGGAGGCAGGUUCAAGAACUACAGGGCCAACGGCAAGAGGAGGCCAUGAAGGCCGAGAAAUGGCUAUUUGAGUGCCGCAACCUGGAAGAAAAGUACAAGUUAGUGACAAAGGAGAAGGAGCGGCUGCUGGCUGAGCGGGACUCUCUCCGGGAGGCCAAUGAGGAGCUGCGCUGUGCCCAGCUGCAGCCGAGGGGGCUGACUCAGGCUGACUCCUCACUGGAUACCACCCCGCCAGGCCUGGAAAACUUAGCAGCAGAGAUCCUGCCUGCAGAGCUCAGGGAGACGCUCCUGCGGCUCCAGCUGGAGAACAAGCGGCUGUGCCAGCAGGAGGCGGCGGAUCGCGAGCGGCAGGCGGAGCUGCAGCGCCACCUGGAGGAGGCUAACCGCGCGCGCCACGGGCUGGAGACGCAGCGGCGGCUGAACCAGCAGCAGCUGGUGGAGCUGCGGGCCCAGGUGGAGGACCUGCAGAAGGCACUACAGGAGCAGGGAGGCAGGAGCGAGGACCCUGCCCUGCUGAAGAGGAAGCUGGAGGAACAUCUGCAGAAGCUGCAUGAGGCAGACUUGGAGCUACAGCGAAAGCGAGAGUACAUUGAAGAGCUGGAGCCCCCCACAGAUAGCAGCACGGCCCGGCGCAUCGAAGAGCUGCAGGACAGCCUGCAGAAGAAGGAUGCGGACCUGCGGGCCAUGGAGGAGCGGUACCGCCGCUAUGUUGACAAGGCACGCACGGUCAUACAGACCCUGGAACCCAAGCAGCGGCCACCUACAGGGGUGCCCCCAGAACUCCAUACUCUGAGGACACAGCUCCGGGAGCAGGACAUCCGUAUUCGGCACCUGGAAAUGGAUUGUGAGACCAGCCGAAGUCAGCGGGAACAGGAGGAAAAACUGCUCAUCAGUGCCUGGUAUAAUAUGGGCGUAGCCCUGCAGCAGCGAGCUGGCGAAGCGAGGGCGCCUGCACAUGCGCAGUCCUUCCUGGCGCAGCAGCGGCUGGCCACCAACGCUCGUCGAAGACCCCUGGGACGUCUGGCGUCCCUGAACCUUCGCUCCACUGACAAGCGCUGAACACCUCAGGACCUGCUGCCCGCCCUGCACACCUGGCAGAACUUCAUCUGCCCUUCGGUGGCACCCAGCCUCAGGCCGUGGUCAGCAGAGUGCAGGCUGGAAGCUGUGGUCUCUGUCCUUUACUCUCCCAGAUUGGGGGUCCAGGAAGGACAAGUUGCAGGGAUACACCUGUUUUGUUUUGUUUUAAGUAAUGUGAUUUUUAUCCUUGAUUCUAUCCCUGGAAAUAAUGUGUUGUCUGCUCAGAGCCUGAUUUUAUAUUUGAGAAAAUGAAUAAU